AUGAGUCUGCUGAGGCCCAGCGGGCUGAAGUCCCCCACCAAGAUCCUCAAGCAUGGGAGCUGGGCCCUGAAGGCACCCUCGGCCGCUGCUGCUCCCGUUGAGAAGACCAUGCCUGGGGAAAAAACCCCCAUCGCCCCCUCCUCGGAGAUGCAGGAGGAGUUUGUGGGCGACUUCCAGGUCGGGGAACGAGUCUGGGUGAACGGGAACAAGCCUGGAUUCAUCCAGUUCCUCGGGGAGACCCAGUUUGCCCCUGGUCAGUGGGCCGGGAUCGUCUUGGACGAGCCCAUCGGCAAGAACGACGGCUCGGUGGCGGGUGUGCGCUACUUCCAGUGCGAGCCGCUGAAGGGCAUCUUCACCCGGCCGUCCAAGCUGAGUAGGAGCUUGCAGGCCGACGAUGAGACCAACUGCCGGCAGCCAGCGCCUGCCGCCUGGGCCACACCGCCCCUGUCGGCCUCCCCGGCCCCUGCCAGCACCGCGAAGGUGCCCCAGUCCCCCGCGAAGGAGUCACCGGCCACCCCUCACAUCAGCAGCCUGACCAGGACGGCCAGCGAGUCCAUCUCCAACCUCUCUGAGGCCAGCUCCCUCAAGAAAGGGGAGCGGGAGCUUAAGCUUGGGGACCGGGUGCUGGUGGGAGGCAUGGAGGCCGGUGUGGUGCGCUUCCUCGGGGAGACGGACUUCGCCAAGGGGGAUUGGUUCGGCGUAGAGCUGGACAAGCCACUGGGCAAGAACGAUGGUGCCGUGGCCGGAACGAGGUACUUCCAGUGUCAGCCCAAGUAUGGCUUGUUUGCUCCCAUUCACAAAGUCACCAAGAUCGGCUUCCCGUCCACGACGCCGGCCAAGGGCAAGGUGGCCGCUGUGAGGCGUGUGAUGGCCACCACCCCCGCCAGCCUGAAGCGCAGCCCUUCGGCCUCCUCGCUCAGCUCCGUCAGCUCCGGGGCCUCAUCCGUGAGCAGCAGGCCCGGCCGCACGGGACUAUUGCCGGAAACCUCCUCCCGCUACGCGCACAAGAUCUCCGGCACCACCGCCCUCCAGGAGGCGCUGAAGGAGAAGCAGCAGCACAUUGAGAAGCUGCUGGCCGAGCGGGACCUAGAGCGGGCGGAGGUGGCCAAGGCCACGAGCCACAUGGGGGAGAUAGAGCAGGAGGUGGCCCGCCGGAACGGGCACGGCCAGCACGUCCUGGAGCUGGAGGCCAAGAACGACGAGCUGCGGGCCAUGCUGGAAGCGGCCGACUGGGAGAAGGUGGAGCUGCUGAACCAGCUGGAGGAGGAGAAGAGGAAAGUGGAAGACCUCCAGUUCCGAGUCGAGGAGGAGUCCAUCACCAAAGGCGACCUGUUUUCCCACCAGAUGGAGGUGAAGUCCCUGCAGGCGGCCUCUGAGAAGCUCGCCAAGGAGAACGAGUGCCUGAGGACCAAGCUGGACCAUGCCAACAAGGAGAAUGCGGACGUGAUCGCCCUGUGGAAGUCCAAGCUGGAGACGGCCAUCACCCCGCACCAACAGGCCAUGGGCGAGCCGAAGGCAUCCGUGAGCCAGGGCGUGGGCGCUGAGGCGGCCGAGCUGGCCGAGCUCAAGAUGCAGAUCGAGAGGCUACAGUUCGAGUACCAGCAGGAGGUGGAGAGCCUGAAGGCCCAGCAGGCGGCUGUGCGUGCAGCGCAUGCCUCUGAGCUGAAGACGCUCAGGUCGCGGCUGUUCAGGAUGGCCCAGGAGCAGAAGAACAGCCUGGAGGCCGCACGGGCCAAGCUCGACCAGAUCGAGGACCAGCACCUGGUGGAGAUGGAGGACGCCCUGAACAAGCUGCAGGAGGCGGAGACGAAGGUAAAGCACCUGGACGGGUUGUGGGCCGUGUGUAGUCAGCAAGCCCAGGCCCUGGCCAAUGCCACGGCACAGCUGGAGGCCACCCAGCAGAAGCUCUUGCAGCUCGAUGGGCUUUGGAAGGCCAGUUCCUAAGGUCAAUUGGGAAUGGAGAAGCUCAGGCAGCAGCUCCAGGUGGCUGAGCAGCAGAUUCAGGAGAAGGUGGACGUGAGCCGCAGCCAGUGCCAGGCUCUACAGGCCGAGCACGCCAAGGCCAGCGUGGAGAGCCAGGGGCAGCACGAGGAGGCGCCGCAGGCCCUGCAGCAGCUGCUGCUGCAGGCGAAGGAGAAGCUGCAGGCGGUGCAGGCGGAGAACGGGAGACUGCUGCGGGAGGUGGCCGAGCUGAAGACACAAGCCGACAAGGCCAAGGUGGGUGGCCGCAGUGCAGCGCCGCGGCUGAUGGCGGCCAUGGCCCUCCUGAUGGCGGAGGCUCUCGCCAUCCUGGACUCCCACAUGGAGGCGCAGAUCUGCUGCCUCUGA
This is a messenger RNA of Sorex fumeus (smoky shrew), 2328 nucleotides long. Its product is annotated as CAP-Gly domain-containing linker protein 1-like. NCBI's taxonomy places the organism in Eukaryota, Metazoa, Chordata, Mammalia, Eulipotyphla, Soricidae. Gene Ontology annotation, molecular function: microtubule plus-end binding. Gene Ontology annotation, biological process: cytoplasmic microtubule organization; positive regulation of microtubule polymerization. Gene Ontology annotation, cellular component: nucleus; cytoplasm; microtubule plus-end. The record is from RefSeq and is a predicted model, not a curated record.